AUGUCGAUUCCACGCAUCUACAGAAACAAUCGGUACAUGGGCGAAGGUACUGACAACUAUCGACCCGGGGGUUUUCACCCAGUGCACCUCAGUGAUGUUCUCGAUGGUCGCUACCACAUCUUCCGCAAGUUGGGCUCUGGGGGUCAGUCUACAGUCUGGCUGGCUAGAGAUAGCAGUCAGCGAGAACGACGAUAUGUCGCUGUCAAAGUCUUCGGGGCAGAUGCAGGCAUGCACCAGGACAGGGUUGAUCAAUGGUUAAGGCAAGAUCUGCCUCCUCAUGCAGGAGCGGGCUUCGUAGAGAGCCCGUCCCUGGGCUCAUUUACAAUCACCGGGCCUAAUGGCAGCCACUUUUGCAAGGUGCUGGAGCCUCUUGGCGACUCACUCUGUACCAUCCUAGACGAAGCCUAUGAGCGUCGCAGAGAGCUCAACGAUUGUAAACCUGCUCAGUGGAAAGCGCAGAAGGGUGAUGGUUGGUUGACUGCGCCAGCUAAGACGAUCUGCUGGCAGAUCCUAUCUGGGCUGAGCUUCCUGCACAGCAGGCAGGUCGCUCAUCGUGACAUUCGGCCUACAAAUGUGUUUACAGCGUUGCAAUAUGAUCUUUCUUCAUUUCAUGAGAAUGAGAUUCAAAAGUCUGUUUGGCCUACCGAUGAUAUGCAAAAUGAGGAGGACGAGGACGAGAGCAACGACGAAGAAGACGACGAUGACGAAGAUGACGACGACGAUGAAGACGACGAUGACGACGGUGACGAUGACGCCGAGAGUACCAUCUCGGAUCCCCAAGAACGGCUCAGACGAGAACAAGAAGAAGAGGAAGACAGAAAAUGGCUAGAAGAUUUCGACCGCAGGCGCCAGAAAUAUGCAGAGUUUGAAGCAAUCGUCGAUGCCAAAUGGGAGACAUUUGGCCGAGGCGAUCCGCUGGCAGAGCCUCAUUCUGAGGAAUGGAACACGGCCAAUCUCAUGGGUACGCGCAAUGAUAUCGAAAUGCUUAUACGGGCGGAUGGCAAAGACCCUGAGCCAGGCGAGCUCCAGUACACCGUCAGGAGGACAGCUCUACAAGGCCAACUGGAUCUAAGCAAACCAUUCAAGGUUGUUCUAGGUGACUUGGGUUUCGCCUUGCCCUUUUCCAAGUGUGACAAGUACACGAUUGGUACCGAGCAUGUUUAUCGCCCCCCUGAGGAUCUGCUCGACCUGAAACUCACAUACAAGGCUGAUAUCUUCUCCGCGGGCCUCUUUUGCUGGAAGGUCGUGAUGCUGGAUGAGUUGGUCGAGAUGCUGAGCGGGGGUGGCCCUGGAUACAGCCGAUCUCGCCAGCUUUAUGAUCUUGUGCGGCGCCUGGGUCCUAUACCCUCACAGAUGCGAAAGAACUGGAAACAGGCCGACGAGUACAUUGACAAAGCCGGCAAUCCGCUAGACCUAUCGGAACAGGAGAAGUCGAUGUACGAGAAGUCAUUCGACGAGACGAGUUUUCAGUGGGGGGAUAUUUGGCAUCGGGCGAGGAUCCAAAAGCCUUAUGAUAUGCCAGAGAGCGAUAUGGAGGUCUUUGUCGAUUUGAUCUUGAAGAUGCUGCAAUGGGAUCCUAAGAAGAGGCCGGAGGCAAAGGACGUACUUCAACAUGAGUGGUUCAAGGGGUGUCAGUAA
Messenger RNA from Clonostachys byssicola, 1638 nucleotides. The record is from the annotation of a GenBank genome assembly. NCBI's taxonomy places the organism in Eukaryota, Fungi, Ascomycota, Sordariomycetes, Hypocreales, Bionectriaceae.